Messenger RNA from Daphnia magna, 3878 nucleotides. RefSeq lists its product as uncharacterized. The transcript is spliced from 5 exons. NCBI's taxonomy places the organism in Eukaryota, Metazoa, Arthropoda, Branchiopoda, Diplostraca, Daphniidae. The record is from RefSeq and is a predicted model, not a curated record. Bases 244 to 828 code for a protein of 194 amino acids.
CGCAAUCAAUUCGUGGAGUCGCAUUCAGUCACUACAAAAACAAUACUACAUAAGAUAGAAGGUGUGGAGUAUAAUGACGUUGUCCGAAUUCCAAUUAAAGAAGAGGGGUAAAUUAUAUUCAACUAGUGAAAUGUCUUUAGGCCAUUGUCGUUAUACGAAUUUUAGGUUCGGCUGAAUCUUAGGCUACCUGUUCCAACAUCUUGAUGGAGUAAAACCAUUAGUAAGCUUGCCAUUCUGUCAGGCAUGAACAAAAUUCAGUCUAGCAAAAUGUUUCCUGGACUCCUGUCUAAGUUGUCUUUUCUUGGACAGCAAUUAAUUGUCUCGAGUUGCAUUAAUUUUGGUACUUUCACCCUACUUCCUGAUUGUACAAGAAUAGAAAACUCUUCCACAGGAUUCUAUGACAAGUGUAUGAUCCAUUAUCACCAUUUCCUACUAAUAUGGUGGUUAAAUUUUGUUAUGUGCAUCCUCAGUCUAACAUUAGCUUUUGAUUACAGACACUGUGUACUUCGCAGUUUAGUGGUUUUCAUUCUGACCAUCUGGGAAUUCACUUUUAUUCAUUCUUCAGCUACUGAUGAUUUCCUUAUGCCUCUCUUUGUAAUCUUUUUUCGAUCUCUUAUAUUUGGGUUGCUAUUAUGGGAUAUCAUUGUAGAUAUUGAUUUCAGAAAUUGUGUAACGUUGGUUUGUGACCACUUUGUAGGCGAAAUUGUUAAUCCCUUCUUUGAUUUCUUAGAGGAGUAUGUUAAUGCAAUUGACGAUUUGCCAUGGGUCUGGAAUUUGAUUGAUGGGCUUGAUGAGAUAUCAAAACUUGCCUUGUGUACAAAUGUGUAAUCCCAAUGCACAGUUCAAUGGUAUUAACAAAUCUGCCCCCCCCCCCUCCCUUGCACCCCACAGUUUCCCUGUGGUCAAAACCCGGAAAAGUCCUUCAAUUUUCAUUUGCCACUAUCUUUUUUACAAAAAAAAUAAAAAUACUUAAUGUAUCUAUCAUAGAUCGUUCUACACUUAUUCGAUAUUGGAAAGUAGUAAUUGGUAAAUUUUAAAAAUAUUGUUGUUUAUUAUUUGAAUGUUGAGAUGAGACAUAUCUACAUUUAAUAUGAAUAAAUGAUCGUUAUUUGAAGCAUUUUCUUCGAUGCCAUCGUUAGAAAUAAAAUAAAUAUGGGACAUAAACUUUGAAUUCCCAAGAUAAAAUUAAAUUUUGCGCUUAAAAGUAAAUGGAUUGCAGAGGCGUGGGUUGGCAUAUAAUUAGAAUUUAACAUUUUAAGCUGAAAACCUUAAAGGCAUUCAUCAUCGGAAGAAAAGUAGGAAGGAGUAGUUUUCUUAACUGAUUGAAUGAUCUGGCGGGCGUUAUGUCGUGUAAUCCGCUCCAUCUCUUUUACUUUACGACCAAAAACCUCUGGACUUUCAUUGUUUACUUCGUUACUCAUGUUAGACGUAUUUAGAGGGCGAAGAUUCGAGCGACUUCGGAGAUUGUAGGCAGACUGAAUUGCUGGCGUGUUGCAACGGCUACUUCGACUUGAGCGCAAAGCAGGUCUUUCAGUUUUGAUCUCCUUUUUAAUUUCAUCAAAAGAAACAUGGAGCAUAGAUUCCGGACUGGGAACGACACUGGACGACCGAGACUUGGCUGUGAUAAAUGCAUCAUCGUCUGAGGAUGGAACAUAGGUUCCAUCACUUGCUUCGGAAUCGUAGGAAAAUUCACUAUCCGAGCUAUCAGAGAAAUCGGCGUUGAACUUUUUCUUUUCGAAGUCGAUUACAUCAGACGACAACAAAUUCGAAUUCCCUAUGCCACCUGUACCAGACAUAGCUUGUUCAGUGUACUUUUUAACAAUUGAUGAAUGCAAGUAUAAGGCGACUCACCCAUACUUUCAAAAUAACCUUUCAGCUCCAAAUUUUGCCGCUGAAUUUGCAUCAACAGAGUAUUGUUAAUAAGGUUGUAGUCCUGAAAUUUGUAAGCGAAAUGGGCAAGCAACACAACGCAAAACAGCAUGGCCGAUUUUCUCACAAGCCAUAUCCUCCAAUACAUUUCUUUCUGUUAAAGUAAUACGGGUAAGUACAGAAAUGAACUGUUCUAAUUCGACUGGCACUUACAGAUGCUUCAUCAGCUGGCACGUAUGCACAGUCGUCGGAAACGGUCAAAUGGACAAUACAUCGUUCCAAUGCUAAACUGCAACCAAAAAGAACGAACAACCAAAAGCGGGCCGCGGCAGUGCGAGAAGUUGAUGUCAGUAAAUAAACCGUCAGCAAAGCUGUUGGGUAGAAUAUUAGGCUAUAGAAUCCGGACACUUCUCUAAAAAAUUAAGACUGUGCAUUGUGAAGAAUUUUUAACUAAUUUUAAAGUAAAUACCCUAAAACAAGAUUUUGAAGUUUCGAAAGUCGAUCGAAGACUUCAAAAAUCAUAUUUCUUUGUUCAUUGGUUGAUAAUCUGUCAAUAAAUCCAAAAAGUGGAGUCAUAGUCAUAGUCAUAAACUAGAACUAAAUAAUUAUUUUUGGUAUUACCUGAACUCGUCUAGCAUAUCUUUUACAUUGUCUUUUGACAUGUCAAGUGCUAUUCCAAGUUGUGAACUACUUUCUAAAAGACGUUCUUGUUGAAAAAGAGAUUUCCUUUGAGCUUCUAGGAUUGCAUCUUGUAAUUCAUUAGUAUCCUCUAGUGUCUGCACAACCUUUAUGGAGUUAUCUGUUAACCUUUAAAAAAAAAGUGAUGAAAGGAAAUAAAUCUUCCUGAUUUUUACUAACAUAAUAUGUUAAACCUACUUUGCAACUGUAUUCUCUGUUUCUUCUUGCCACACUUGUGUCUGGAGAAAAUAACACAUGCUCUGAGUGUGUGUGAAAAAGUUAGUGAAUGCUGUAAAACCAUUAUUAUUCAUUUGGCUUAGGCAAACACUUAUAUCUUCAUCGUUUUCACAUGGAUAUGUAGUUUGUCCAACUUUUUCAAGAAAGCAGUUAGUAAACUUGAGAGCCAGAAAUCUUUGUAAGUCAUCUGUUAGAUGUUUGCAUCCAUGUUCUAAUUCCUUUAAAGCAUUUUUCCAACACGAACCAUAACGUGGCAUUUGUGAAUCACGCACCACUAAAUUGUAAUUAAGCUGACCUUCUUGUAAUUGUUUGUCAUCUUUUAGCGCAGAAUAUUUAUAACUUUCUUUACGUACUGAAUCUUGGAUUAUUAUUUUGCUUUCUACAUUUGCAACAAUGAACAAAUGCAAAGUCCCUAUUGCAAACGCAAAGAAAUAAGUUAAGCACAUUUUUCUCUUAGUGUGGCUCACUUUCCCACUCAAACUGACAUUCCAACAAUUUUCAAAAAUACUUUCAUUGCUUGUUGUCAAACUUCCUUUCAAAAUUAUGCUUCAACAAUCAAUUCAAAGUUAGAAAGUUAAAUCUAAAAAUUUGAAAACAAAUGAUAAAAAAUUAAAAUUUAUGUCUAUAAAGUAAUUUAUUUUAAUACUAUUAAUUGAAAACUCUAAAAGUAAAACAUUUCAGAAAUUUUGGCAGCGACGUUAGGCCACAAGUCUUGACGAAUCCAGACCCAGCUCAAGCACAAGGCUUACAGUUGCGUGAUUUGCUGUCAUUGGAUUUUAUACUAAUAAUAUCGCUCUUAUCAUGUCUGGAAGAGAAGGAGGUAAAAAGAAACCAUUGAAGGCCCCUAAAAAGGACAACAAAGAAUUGGACGAUGAUGAUAAGGCAAAUCUUCAAAAACGAAGGGAGGAGGAAAAAGCAUUGAAAGAACUGGCUGCAAAGGCUGCCAAGGGACCACUGGGAGGAGGAGGCAUCAAGAAAUCGGGGAAGAAAUAAUUAUCUAAAAUUGUUGACCAACAAAAUUUUGAAUACAAAAGUGCUCACAUGUAUUUCUGGUUGCUUUCUCACUCUAAAUACAUCAGAGAUUGGAAAGCAUA